Dictyostelium purpureum is the source of this 1194-nucleotide messenger RNA. RefSeq lists its product as uncharacterized. Gene Ontology annotation, molecular function: mRNA 5'-diphosphatase activity. Gene Ontology annotation, cellular component: cytosol; nucleus. The transcript has 3 exons. Lineage: Eukaryota; Evosea; Eumycetozoa; Dictyosteliales; Dictyosteliaceae. The coding region runs from base 1 to 1194 and encodes 397 amino acids. The record is from RefSeq and is a predicted model, not a curated record. Gene Ontology annotation, biological process: NAD-cap decapping; nuclear-transcribed mRNA catabolic process.
AUGGAAAAAAUAUUAAAUGUAGCUUCAUUAAAAAACUAUGUCUCAAGUUUAAACUUACCAAAUAUAACCAUUUCUAAACCAUAUGAAGUUGGUAGAUAUUCAUAUGAUAAUCAUCGAUGUGAUUAUCCAGUCGAAUUGAGUAAAUUUAAAAAACCAAUUAUAGAUGAAAGUUUAAUCAAGGAUUUUAAAGGAAAGGAAAGUAUCCCUCAAAAUAAUGAUACACCAAUAAUGUUUAUUUUGGAUACGCUAAUGAAAAACGAUUACGAUGUUUCAAAGUGUUCAUUUAUAAGCUAUAGAAAUUCUUUUAGGAAAAUAUUUGAAUCAAUUAACAGUUCCAAAAUAUUUAAUAGUUCUUGGUCAAUUCAUAUUCAAAGAGUAUCUUCAACAAUUCAUUUAGGUAUGAAUAAUACAAUAAAUAAUAAUAAUAAUAAUGCAGAAAAAAAUGACGCUUUAAAAUCAAUGUAUUCAGGAUUUGCAUUUGAAAAUUUAUCAAAAGAAACUCAAUAUCAAAAUAAUUUUUGUUCAAUAGUAUAUUCUAGAUUAUAUAAUAAUAAUUUUAUUUUAGCUUGUGAAAUUGAUUGUUAUGAUAAUAAUAAUAAUAAUAAUAAUAACAAUAAUAAUAAUAAUAAUAAUACAGAAAAUAAUCAAAAUAAAGAAAAAGAUUUUAAUAUUGACAACUAUAUCGAACUAAAAGUUACAAAAGAAACAGAUCAAAGUGGGAAAUAUUUUAAAAACAAAUUAUUAUCUUAUUGGUUCCAAAGUUAUAUUGCAGGAGUACCAAAAGUUAUAGUUGGAUUUAGAAAUGAUUCAUUUCUUUUAAAAGGCUUUAAAGCUUUUGAUACAAAUUCAUUACCUCGAUAUUCUUAUCCUUUUUGGGAUAAAAAUAUGGUUUUAGCAUAUGGGAACGAAAUUUUAGAAUUUAUCAAAAAUAACACAACAAGCGGGAAAUCUUAUAGAUUAGAAUUUGAUUAUCCAAAUUUAAAACUAUUCGAAUCAAAAGAAAUAUCAUUAUUAUCAGAUGACUAUUUGGACUAUUUUAAUAAUAAAAUUAAUAUUAUUAAUAAUAAUAACAAUAAUAAUAAUAAUAAUAAUAAUAAUAAUAAUAAUAAUAAUAAUAAUAAUAAUAAUAAAAACUUUAAAGAAAAAAGAUAUAUAGAUAUUGAUAAUAGGGAUAUAAAAAAAAAUAAAACUUAA